UCUCACAGAACCAUUAGGAAAUCCACCUGCACCUCAGCAUCUUUUAAACAUUAAAACCAGUAUCCUCAUGUAGUAUAUUUUAAGUCCUGCUUAGGAAAAUUGUUUCAUUAAAAGCUUAAGGAUGAUUCAAGGUGUUCUCAUUUCUCAAUGGGAAGGCACCGGAACAUCUGAAGUGAAAAGCACAAAUGUCAGAUUCAGUGUGCCCAAGAUGGUGAUAUUUACAUUCCAUCAGUGGACUUUCUUUCUUCAGUCUGGCGCAUUUCUUGAAUGUUACAUCAAAGCCAAACCUUUUUGUUCAAUUAAAAAAUCCAAGAAGAACCUAAGGUGUAUUGGAGUGCUUAGAGAGACCGUGUGACUGUUGGUAAGGAUUUUCCUGCAGUCACUGUCAGGUGGAAUACAGGGUGAGAUGACUGGCUUAGUCCAAAUUGGGAAUUAAGUGGACCAGCUUCAACCUGGAUUUCCUCAGCAAACUUACUGUGAUAGACAGCUUUCUCUCAUGGGUAGAAUGCAGGUGUUCCAAGAAAAGGUAGGGCAAAAGGGAUAGAGAUCUGAUGAUGUGUCACCCUUGCUGACUGAUGUUAAUAGGAGCUAAGGAGUCUGUUCCUAGUGAGCACUGUGAGCCUCCCUAAAACACUACACAGCUCCUGAAAGUGGGCUGCUCACCCCCUCAAAUGUAGGCCUUCACUGAAGUAUUAAUGCCUUUAAUUGAUGUCUAUCAGAACAUGUCCAAAGAAAACCUGUUUGAAAAACAGCUAUAAUAGAGGAUGCAUUAAAGAUGUAAUGCAGUUAUUUUUAAAUAGUCCAAAGUAGCUCCUUAAUGAGAAUGAGAACAUUUGCAUAACACUUGAAGAACUCAAAGAUGACAAUACCCUGCAACCUGUGGGGAAAUGAGUUAUCAGCAGGGUUUGAAUGUGUUUCUUAGAAGAAAAUCAAUCACAAUUUUUUUCUGAUUCCAUGAUCUGAUUAAUAUAAAAGUGAAUGGGAAACCCCUGAAUUGUAGGAUCUUGCAGCCCAUGCUGGGGAAAGCAAAGCUUGCAUUAUAGUAUUGUCCUUUUUCAACGUGUUAUUGUGCUUUUCUGUAUUAGGGCUUUUUGAACCUUUGCUUUCUGUAAGAAAUAUAUCAGUGGUUUACUUUUUAAGAAAAUGUGGCAAGGAGAGGGAGGAGCUGGGCACCAUUAUUUAAAUAAAGUGUGUCUUAAAUGUUAAGUUACUGUCACUGGCUAUUAAUUCUAACAUUUUGCUUUAAAAUCUGUGUGACUUUUUGGGUUUGCUCAUGUUUCGGUGUGUCCAACAUUUCUUGUGCAGUAUUACAUUGAUUUUGCAGGAAGACUUAUGCAGAAUAAGUAUUACAUAAGCAACUGUAUUUAAGCAGAGCUUGACACCCUUUUGUGUAUUUCAGAGAUAAUCCGUAAAACAAAUUUAUUCUGUCAAUCAUAAAAAUCCAGACAAAACCAACUUUUGCUGGUAGUGUAUGUACAAUGUAUAUUGAAGCCUCCCUUUUGAAAUGGUUUUCUCAAUCCUUUUAAUUUCAUAGGUGAGGUUAUUUUAGGAGUCAUUUCUAUGUAUCCUAAACUACAUUGAUUUAAUCCAUGUGAGCUAAUAUAGCAUAGAAGUCCUAUCAAUCUGUGUAGCAUUUUGCCUAGCACGCUGCAAUCUUGCCUAAGAAAUUGGUAUACUAAACUUUUUAUUUUUAAUCAGUAGUUCUUUGCAGUGCUUUUAGAAUUGCAAAUGUAAACAGUGUGACAUCAACCAGUUAUGGUUCUGGCUAUUGUGGAUUGUGGACAUUAUGGAAUACCUGCAACUGUACAGCAGCCUUUUCCUGUAAAUUGAUACUUUUAUGUUUUUCCUGCUGUGAAUUCAGUCAUGAACAAAGUUACUAUAGUAACUAUUUGAGAGGUAUUACAACAUGCUCUAUUUAAUCAGCCAGUUGUCCAGAAUAAUUAAUGCUGAAAGGUAAGCAAGGUCUGUUUCUGUUGUUUUGUCUAGUGAAAAGCAUUAACCUUAACUUUUUAUUCUUGAUUUUAUGAUAGACAAACAUUCUGAAACUUAAAUUGUUGCAUCAAGACCCAGUAUUACCACAAUGUUCAAACCACUGUGAUUUUUGUCUUCCUGGCCUCAGGAUACAAGACAAGAAAUAGAUCAGAAUUUGGAGUUUAUAUGAAAUAGGAAGUAUUAAACUGAAAUGAUGGUGGAAAAUUAUGUGAACAGUCUUGUUGCUGUGCUUUAAACCUGAAAGGUAACUGAAACAUAUUUCAAAUAGGACAUAGGUGUACAGAAUGUAAGUGAUGAAGACUGGGAGCCUCGUAGCCUAGGAUAUGAGGUAGGUUCAGUAGCCCAGACAGGAAAUUACAGGAGCUGGAGACGUGUCAGAAACAGCUCAUCUCUUACUCCUGCUCCUCACUGAUCAGAGAUGGGGAAGGUGAAUGUAUUGAAAAUAGUGAGUACAUCUGUUUGUUACAUAAAUCUACCAUAUUUUAUAUAUUCUAGGGACAGACUAAAAGAGCAGUUGCAUAAUAAGAUAGUGCUUUUCUUGUACUGAAUGACUCGUGUAGUUUUGUAUUAGUGACUGCCCUGAGUCCUUCUCAAACAACUUUGUCUCUGAAAUGUAGGUAAGAUUUCUUCCUCAAUAAGAAGGUUGCCUUUUAGUGAACUGAAGGAGCUUUAAAGAUUCGAAUAAUCUCUUGAAGUGGUUUAUACAGGCUAUACACAAUACCCAUUUUUUUAGGAAUUAAUUUUUCCUUAGUUGUAUUACAUGAUUCUUUACUUGCACUGUGCUGUGGUUCAGAAAGAUGUUACAUUAUUUUGAUAUGUUGGACAAGCCUGUCUUCCUGGAAGAAGAAAUUAAUGUUCUUAGAAUUCUCUUACUUCCUUUCAGUCCUUGUUCCUCCAGCCCCAUCAAGAGAGAUCUUGAAAGCUGCUGAAUAUAAAAUACAUCUCCUUAGGUACUGUGGAAAGCCUGUCACUAAUUCCUGAAGCAUUUGUGUCCUGCAGCUGACUGGAAGCAUUUCUUAACCCUGUUUUGACAGUGGCCAGUCUGAAAGAAUUCUGAAUACAAGAUCACCAUCUUCUGCUUUAAAGCAAAUGAGAAGAGGAACGUUACUGCUGUGUAUCUCUUGGAACAUGUGUCUUUCCUUUGGAUACAAAUGAUGUAUUUCAUUCCCUAUUGCAUUGGACAAUUCAAUUAAUUUUAGAAAACAAAAAUUUCAACUCUUCAGUUUUUUGGAAGGGUGGCUGCUGGCCAGUUAGAACUCAUGUUUUCUUCUGAUAAUUAUCUUUGAAUGCAGUUCUGCAGUGUUCCCUUCUGAAGUCUUCACAUACAUAUCUUUUCCUAAGGUUUUUGCAAGUGAAAAGGUUUGUGCUGUAUAACACACUUGGCAGUUGAAUUAUUUUGCUUUAAAAGAAAGUAUUGUUUGUACACAGUCCUUAAUUACCAGAACUUAAAUAUAAAACUUAGUUAUGAGUAACUCCUCUGUAUGCUGCUGUUCAAUUCUAUGCUCUGUGUUUCUGGCUGAAAAUCAUGCAGAUUAUUGGUGUGCUAAUAAAGUUAACUUGUGUUUCUAGCCCAGAUGUCAGAGCAUUUCUUCAGAUGGACAACCCAAAGCACCAGUCGGAUCCAUCUGAAGAUGAAGAUGAAAGGAGCAGUCGGAAGUUAAACUCUACCUCACAGAAUAUCAACCUGGGACCAUCUGGAAAUCCUCAUGCUAAACCAACAGACUUUGAUUUCCUGAAAGUUAUUGGGAAAGGCAGCUUUGGCAAGGUUCUUCUUGCAAAACGAAAACUGGAUGGGAAAUACUAUGCUGUCAAAGUGUUGCAGAAAAAAAUUGUUCUCAACAGGAAAGAGCAAAAACAUAUUAUGGCUGAACGUAAUGUGCUUUUGAAAAAUGUGAAACAUCCAUUUUUGGUUGGAUUACAUUACUCAUUCCAAACAACAGAAAAGCUUUACUUUGUCUUGGAUUUUGUUAAUGGAGGAGAGCUGUUCUUUCACUUACAAAGAGAACGUUCCUUUCCUGAACACAGAGCCAGAUUUUAUGCUGCUGAAAUAGCCAGUGCACUGGGCUACUUACACUCCAUAAAUAUAGUGUACAGGGAUUUAAAACCAGAAAACAUUCUCCUAGAUUCACUAGGUCAUGUUGUGUUGACAGACUUUGGACUUUGUAAAGAAGGGAUUGCAACUUCUGAUACCACUGCAACUUUCUGUGGGACCCCAGAAUAUCUUGCACCAGAAGUCAUUAAAAAGCAGCCCUAUGACAACACAGUAGACUGGUGGUGCCUUGGUGCAGUUCUUUAUGAAAUGCUUUAUGGGCUGCCUCCUUUUUACUGCCGUGAUGUUGCUGAGAUGUACGAUAAUAUUCUUCAUAAACCCCUGGUUCUGCGCCCAGGAAUCAGUCUUACAGCCUGGUCUAUCCUGGAAGAACUUUUGGAGAAAGAUCGGCAAAGCAGACUUGGAGCAAGGGAAGACUUUCUUGAAAUUCAGAAGCACCCAUUCUUUGAAUCUCUCAGCUGGACUGAUCUUCUUCAGAAGAAGAUUCCGCCACCAUUUAAUCCUAAUGUGGUUGGACCUGAUGAUAUUGGGAAUUUUGAUGCAGUGUUCACAGAAGAAAUGGUCCCAUACUCAGUUUGUGUUUCUUCUGACUACAACAUUGUUAAUGCCAGUGUCCUAGAGGCAGAUGAUGCAUUUGUUGGAUUUUCUUACGCACCACCUUCUGAAGAUGGGUUUUCCUAGGAACUUAGAAGCAGAGAGUGGUUUGGAAGUUUUGGGUUGAACUGAAAUGUUAGGAUUAUGGACACAUUCCGAAAUAGCGUAAAUAGUGCCUCGUCUUGUAUGUAGGUUUGAAACCUAUGAACAGACUUUCUCUGCUGUAUAGGAGGAAUUUGGGCAUUUUGGAUGGCUUUCUUUGGGGUUUGAACUGUUUGUUCCUGCUGCAGAAAAUAUUUUUUAAAACCUUUAAAAAGCAUUCUCUACAUAUUUUUUAAGCAAAAACACUGACUGUUCUCCUCAAUCCCUUUGAGUUUACAUUCAUACCUAUCUAAUUUGGCUGGCACAAACAGCAGCAAAUUUAGUAAAUUUAUAAAUGCUUUUGUACUUAUUUACAGUGACUUUGUGCUUGAAUUGUAACUAUGCAAAUUGUAUUUUGUAUAUCCUGGUUUAAAAAAAGGUAAAUGUUUUCCCUGUUACCAGUUUGGAGUAUGUGUUAAUUUACCUGUCAGCACUUAAAUGAUGUAAGUUAAGGACCAAGAAUCUUAAGGACUUCUGCAGAAUGAAAACUUGGUUACAUAAAACUGGAUUGUUGCUCUUGCACUUGCUGAAGUACCCAUUGACUCAACUGGAUUGUCUGAGGUAUGGGGGAUUACUCAAAGCAAGGACGGAACAAAUUAACUGGAUUGAUUUGAUAACAUUACUUAUUACGUGUUCUACUUUUCUUUCUUCCCUAAGUAUGUCUAUAUUUCAACUACAUUAAAAGUAUUUUUGGUUAAA
Cyanistes caeruleus (blue tit) is the source of this 5476-nucleotide messenger RNA. NCBI's taxonomy places the organism in Eukaryota, Metazoa, Chordata, Aves, Passeriformes, Paridae. The record is from RefSeq and is a predicted model, not a curated record.